GUCAUACUUCCCCUUCGUUUCUAUCUCCUCACUAGAAAAUCAGCCUCCUCCUCCUCCUCUCACCACCACCCUUAGCUUCUCUCUCGUCCUUCCACUUCCGCGAUUACCUGGCCGCAUCUUUCCCCUCCUCUCAUACUCUCUUCCUAAUCAUUACCUUUUGUGGUCCCCACCAAAGCCCACUACUACUUCUUCCUUGUAAUUCUAGAGCCACUUCAGUGAAUUAGUUGGACCCUCUUAGCCUCUAGAGUUCUAGUUAUGAGGGUGGGCGGGUUGAGAUGAAUAUGAUCCGAGUUCUUGUUUAUGAAGGUGAUGGGGUUGAUGGAUGUUGGUUAAUGCGUGGAUUGGUGUUGUUGGGUUGGCAACACAUUGUUGGAGAUCAAAGGUUGGUUGGGAUGGUUGAUUGGUGUUGGCGAAGGAGUGCAUGGGUAUUGAUGGUGAGGCGUGGUUGCGGUGAAGAUGAGAGGAGGAUGUAUGUAGCGAUGUAGAGUGGGUUAGUUGGUGGAGAGAGAGAGAGAGAGGGAGAGAAAAAAAAAGUGAGUGAAGAUAGGAAGAAGAUCAAUGAAGCUAGGGAAGAGAAGAGGGCAGAGAAUGGUUAUGGAGGGAUAGAGAGAUCGAGAAGGGUGUGGAAAUUGUGGAGGGAAGGAGAGAGAAAAGACUAGUGAAAGGAGAGAAGAGGAGGGUUUUAAAUUAAAAUAAAAAUAUAAAAUAUAAAAUCAAAUUUAGCCUAAUUAGAGUUUGACAUGUAGCAUGCUUCACCUGUAAAAAUAUAAAAAAAGUUACUUGCUAUUUAGGUUGUAGGUAAAAUAACCUAUUUCGAAGAGAUACAUGCUAAACGUUGGAUUAUUUCAGAAUAACUCAUAGAUGAUACUAUUUUUAAAAGAACGGGAAAAUGUUGGAUUAUUUUUUUACAAAUUUUCCUAAUAAAAAUAAGGUGAAAAUGACAGACUUUAUACGUAUUAGCUUAUCUCCGUUUCACCGCAGUUGUAUUUAUUUGACUCUCUGUCGUAAUUUGUGAUCAUUCUUUCUCGGAGGAUACACAAUUACAAAUAGGCUGGGUUUAACGUUUAAUGUCUCGUAAUAAGUUAAUUACCAUCAAGCGAGUUCAUAUAACAUGUACUCCACAUGACUAUAUUAUUUCUUAAACUCUCAUUGAUAAAGAGAAUCACACCUAAUCAAGGAAAAUAUAUUUUUAGGAAAAUAAUUGUUAGGAUAUAUCUUUACAUACUUAUCAGUUGUUUCCUAAAUUCUAGAUUUUCACGUUUAUCUAGAGAUAUGAUAUUUUAUGUGCUUGUACUGUAAAUAUUUUUUCGUGAUUGAUAAUGAAGACAAGCUGAGAUUCAUCGAUUCUAAAAAAACAUAUAUUUGUUUAAGGAAAAUUAAAUUUUAAUAAUCCAACCUUUGCCCGGUAAUCUAUUAACGGUCCCACCUUUGAGGUAUUCCUAGAUGGACCAACCUUUUAUACCCAUCAUCUUUUAACAAACCCUUUUAAAUUGGAACCUGCUAAUUCAGGUCACACGUCCUACGUGGCAUCGACCGUUCUGAUUUUUGCAGGUUACCUUGUUUUAAACUUCGUCUUCCUCGUUUUUCUUCUCUCUUUGUUCUUCGUCUCUCUCAUUUAAAAAAAACACUCCUUUCUUUUCUGAGUAGCUCACACGACAAUUUCUCAAAAAAAAAAUUCCCCAAUUUAUUCUCUGCCCCUUGAUCUUCACAUCAAUUUGCCCAAAACAUAACAAAUUACCCAAUUUGAGAAAAUUUUCCUCUUCGUCAAAAAGCCAUGGUAGGACCAAAGCAGCAAGCAUCAACUGGGUCUGGGUCAUCUACGAACUCAAGACAUGGUAGGGUGAAGUGUGGGUGUGGUGUUUCUGCAAUUGUGCGAGUUGCAAAGAAAGGACCAAAUUGUGGGAUGCAAUUCCUCGGAUGCUCUUCGUGGCCGGAGUACAAUUGCGGGUUUUUUAGAUGGGUGCCUGAAAACAAUGCCAUUGAAGACUUGCAAUUUCAAGUGUUGGAGAAGGAUACCACCAUUUCUGAAUUGGAGUAUGAUAAGAAGUUGCUUGAAGAAAAACUGAAAAAAGUGCAGUUGAAGAAGGACAAUCUUGAAGAGGACAUCCAUGAAAUGAAGAAUGAGGUCUGUGAAUUGCGUAUUGAGGUGAUGCGAGCUAUAAGGAACGAGAAGAACUACUCCAUGGCGUUGAUGUAUUCAUGUCUUUUGUUUGCAUUUGUGUUAUUCUAUUUAAAAUAGGUACGAAAGGGUUGUAAUGACAAUAAAUCAGAAGAAUAUGGCCUUGUUGACUCGAUUAAUCGACGAAAUGAAAAUGUUAUUUGAUGUCGUUUA
Molecule: messenger RNA, 2332 nt
Organism: Spinacia oleracea (spinach)
Lineage: Eukaryota; Viridiplantae; Streptophyta; Magnoliopsida; Caryophyllales; Amaranthaceae
Exons: 2
Coding region: 1775-2239 (154 amino acids)
Molecular function (GO): zinc ion binding
Source: RefSeq, a predicted model, not a curated record